Molecule: messenger RNA, 336 nt
Organism: Ostreococcus tauri
Lineage: Eukaryota; Viridiplantae; Chlorophyta; Mamiellophyceae; Mamiellales; Bathycoccaceae
Product: Ribosomal protein L30e
Exons: 2
Coding region: 1-336 (111 amino acids)
Cellular component (GO): cytosolic large ribosomal subunit
Molecular function (GO): RNA binding; structural constituent of ribosome
Source: RefSeq, a predicted model, not a curated record
AUGGCCCCGAAACAAGGCUCGAAGAAGGCGGCCGAGGGCAUCAACUCUCGGCUCACGAUCGUCAUGCGAUCGGGUCGGUACACGCUCGGGUACAAGUCGACGCUGAAAACCUUGCGCAAGGGGGCGAGCAAGUUGGUGUUGAUCGCGAACAACUGCCCGGCGCUGCGAAAGAGCGAGAUCGAGUACUACGCGAUGUUGGCCAAGACGGGGGUGCAUCACUACGCCGGAAACAACGUCGACUUGGGAACGGCGUGCGGUCGAUACUACCGCGUGUCGUGCCUGUCCAUCACGGACCCGGGUGACUCCGAUAUCGUGAAGGAUCAGGCGGAGGCGUAA